This is a messenger RNA of Hibiscus syriacus, 2035 nucleotides long. RefSeq names its product pentatricopeptide repeat-containing protein At3g14730-like. Gene Ontology annotation, molecular function: RNA binding; protein binding. Gene Ontology annotation, biological process: RNA modification. Lineage: Eukaryota; Viridiplantae; Streptophyta; Magnoliopsida; Malvales; Malvaceae. The record is from RefSeq and is a predicted model, not a curated record.
UUGAAAAUAUUGGCUCUCAAUCAAGAACUACUGCAAAGGAACCUAUGAUUAGAGUUUUAUCUUCGUAUUUUUUCCCAGUUAAUUAAUGAACAAACGAGGUAUCUUCUCCAAAUCCUCAAUCAACACUAACAAACUUGUAUUACUUCAUCCAUUUUGCUUCUCGUCAUCACCCACUUCGCAGCCUAAUCAUGUCUCUGCUUUCAUUGCCUCCCUCCAAUCAUGCGCCCAUCAAAAGAACCUCGCACGAGGCAAGCAACUCCAUUCUUACAUGCUCAGGAAUGGUCUCCUUCAAGCCUCCCCUGCAUCUCUCACCAGCCUCAUCAACAUGUAUUCCAAGUGCAGCCAAAUGACACAUGCCCUCUCCUUAUUGCAAUCUGCCCCUCAAUGCCCAAAUAUAUUUUCUUUUAAUGCGAUCAUUUCUGGGUUUAUCACGAACGAAGAUCCCUUUAAAGGGUUGAAGUUUUACAGGGAAAUGAGGGUUCUUGGUAUUUUCCCUGACAAAUACACGUUUCCAUGUUUGCUUAAAGGUUGCUGUGAUAUUGUGGAAGUUUUAGAGGCUCGGAAGAUUCAUGGGUUGGUUUUUAAACUUGGGUUGGACUUGGAUUUGUAUGUGGGGAGUGGAUUGGUCAAAUGCUAUUUGAAGUUCUCAUUCAUGGAAGAUGCUGAAAAGGUGUUUGAUGAAUUGAUUGUGAGAGAUGUUGUGCUUUGGAAUGCUAUGGUUAAUGGGUACGCGCAGGUUGGGCAGUUCGAUGACGCUUUGGGAGUGUUUAAGAAGAUGUGUUUAGAAGGAGUAGCAUUGAGUAGUUUUACUGUUACCGGUGUUUUGUCCGUUUUUGCAAUGACAGGAGACAUUGAGAAUGGGAGGGUAAUUCAUGGGAUUGUCGUGAAAAUGGGUUAUGGUUCGAGUAUCAUAGUGUCAAAUACUUUGGUUGAUAUGUAUGGGAAGUGUAAGUGUGUCAGUGAAGCCUUGAAGAUUUUCAAAAUGAUGGAUAACAGGGACAUUUUUUCUUGGAAUUCAAUAUUGUUUGUUCACGAACAAUGCGGUGACCAUGAUGAAACAUUAAGACUUUUUCGUGCAAUGUUAAGGGGUGGCAUUCGGCCAGACCUGAUCACUUUGACCACUGUGCUUCCUGCUUGCACUCAUUUGGCAGCAUUGAUAUAUGGUAGGGAGAUUCAUGCCCACAUGAUUAUUAAUGGGUUGACAAAUAUGGAAAUGGAAGAUAUCAAUGAUGUUCUUAUCAACAAUGGGAUUAUGGAUAUGUAUGCCAAAUGUGGGACUAUGAGAGAGGCUCACUUGGUUUUUGAUAAGAUGAGCCACAAGGAUGUUGCAUCAUGGAACAUUUUAAUCAUGGGUUAUGGCGUACAUGGCUGUGGAAGAGAGGCAUUGGAUAUGUUUUCGCUCAUGUGUGAGAAUGAAUUUAAGCCUGAUGAUGUCACAUUUGUGGGUAUCCUGUCAGCCUGCAGUCAUGCUGGCUUUGUGAGCCUAGGACAUGAAAUUCUUGGGCAAAUGAAGUCAAAAUAUGGCGUUGUUCCUACCAUAGACCAUCUUACUUGUGUUGUUGACAUGCUUGGUCGGGCUGGCCAGCUUGAGGAGGCAUAUCAGCUGGCUCUAACAUCGCCUACUGGUCCCAAUGCUGUUGUAUGGAGGGCCUUGUUGGCAGCAUGCCGGCUCCAUGGAAAUUCAGAUGUAGCUGAGGCUGCUGCAAAGCAUGUGUUUCAGAUUGAUCCCGAGCAUAGUGGUAGUUAUGUAUUAAUGUCCAAUGUUUAUGUGGCAGCUGGCAAAUACAAAGAAGUAUUGGAUGUUAGAAACAUGAUGAGGCAACAAAAUGUCAGGAAGUUACCAGGGUGUAGCUGGAUUGAAGUCAAGAAUGGAAUACAUGCCUUUAUUAAUGGCGAUCGAACACAUCCUAGAUCAAACUCUAUUUAUGACGGAUUGCACUCAUUGACAGCUCUUUUGCAGGAACAUGACUAUGUGCCAGAGUUAUAGGGUCAACUUCGUGCAGGAUAUAUUCUCAUAUACAUGUUCGUUUUAAGU